AUGGCACUCAAUUGGGCAAUGCUUUCUUCUCACCGCGCACCGGUACCACUACCCAACGAAAUGACGAUUACGACUGUGGAUUCGGGGGUCGACGUGUCGCUCACUAUCCUAGAUACUCCACCGGUAGGACCAUCGUCGACUGCGGGAAGAAGUGGUGGCGCGAAGAAAAUGAAGGCAACCGGGAGGUUGUGGCUGACCGAUCAACGGUUCAUAUUUGUCACUGAUGCCAAUUCCUCGUUUGAGUCGUUAUCUGUCCCGCUACACGCAAUCCUGUCAACGCGGUUCGAGCAACCCACCUUUGGUGCAAACUACCUUACAUUUCAAGUAAAGCCCUCUGCAGAAGGCGGGCUGACAGAAGGGACGACUGUAGAAGUGCGAUUCAAAGAUCGUGCAAUGUUUGAGUUUGUUAGUUUGUUGGAGAAGUCAAGGGAGCGGGCGAUAUAUAUGAAGAGGCAGAUCCAGGAAGACGAGGAAGGGCUACCUACGUACACAAUGCCCGCGGAAUCAAGUACAGUAUCAAUGGUUGGAGGAAUUCCUGUCGAGAAUCCUCCAAGCUACGCUUAA
Molecule: messenger RNA, 564 nt
Organism: Psilocybe cubensis
Lineage: Eukaryota; Fungi; Basidiomycota; Agaricomycetes; Agaricales; Agrocybaceae
Exons: 3
Coding region: 1-564 (187 amino acids)
Biological process (GO): positive regulation of DNA-templated transcription
Cellular component (GO): nucleus
Molecular function (GO): chromatin DNA binding; transcription coactivator activity
Source: RefSeq, a predicted model, not a curated record